This is a messenger RNA of Drosophila subpulchrella, 1500 nucleotides long. RefSeq lists its product as uncharacterized. The coding region runs from base 393 to 872 and encodes 159 amino acids. Lineage: Eukaryota; Metazoa; Arthropoda; Insecta; Diptera; Drosophilidae. The transcript is spliced from 6 exons. The record is from RefSeq and is a predicted model, not a curated record.
GACAAAAAUGUGGGAAAGAAAAAUCAACCAAGUGUUAUUUAGCUGGGAGUGUACCUGACUUUUAACCGACUUUUUUUUUUUCCGUUUUCCUUGUUUUCUUUAGCAGCUGCGUUCGUGUAUCAAUCACAGAGGGUCGCGACUCCGGCAGCAACGCCCAUCGGAUUCCAGACGCAAUCGCAUUCAGCCACCCCAGUCGCAGAGGAAGAUGGAAUUUUUUCUGAGCUCGGCCAAUCUGGAUUGGGCCACGAGGCCCUCUUGGUGAAGGCGCAAAUAGGUCCUUGCGCAGCGCCGAUGUCCAUCCGAUCUCAAGCAAGCGACAUCAGUAGUUCGCUGCAACUGCGGGAGUGCAACCCGUGCCACACUGCCAACAUGCACAGCCACCAAGGCCCAAGAUGGAGGAUCUUCAAAUUGAUGUUCGUCCGGAAAGCAGCCCAGUGCAGGGCGCGCUAGCAGGCUGCAUACGAGAGGCUGCAGUGAGACACCCAGCGGCGCACAGAAGCACUAGAGCAUGGUUCUGGGAGUUAUCAGCUGCGUUCGUGUAUCAAUCACAGAGGGUCGCGACUCCGGCAGCAACGCCCAUCGGAUUCCAGACGCAAUCGCAUUCAGCCACCCCAGUCGCAGAGGAAGAUGGAAUUUUUUCUGAGCUCGGCCAAUCUGGAUUGGGCCACGAGGCCCUCUUGGUGAAGGCGCAAAUAGGUCCUUGCGCAGCGCCGAUGUCCAUCCGAUCUCAAGCAAGCGACAUCAGUAGUUCGCUGCAACUGCGGGAGUGCAACCCGUGCCACACUGCCAACAUGCACAGCCACCAAGGUCCAAGAUGGAGGAUCUUCAAAUUGAUGUUCGUCCGGAAAGCAGCCCAGUGCAGGGCGCGCUAGCAGGCUGCAUACGAGAGGCUGCAGUGAGACACCCAGCGGCGCACAGAAGCACUAGAGCAUGGUUCUGGGAGUUAUCAGCUGCGUUCGUGUAUCAAUCACAGAGGGUCGCGACUCCGGCAGCAACGCCCAUCGGAUUCCAGACGCAAUCGCAUUCAGCCACCCCAGUCGCAGAGGAAGAUGGAAUUUUUCUGAGCUCGGCCAAUCUGGAUUGGGCCACGAGGCCCUCUUGGUGAAGGCGCAAAUAGGUCCUUGCGCAGCGCCGAUGUCCAUCCGAUCUCAAGCAAGCGACAUCAGUAGUUCGCUGCAACUGCGGGAGUGCUCACCCGUGCCACACUGCCAACAUGCACAGCCACCAAGGCCCAGGAUGGAGGUGGGGUCAGUUGUGACCUGUUCAAUUCGCAGUGGGCUCUGAUCUUCAAAUUGAUGUUCGUCCGGAAAGCAGCCCAGUGCAGGGCGCGCUAGCAGGCUGCAUACGAGAGGCUGCAGUGAGACACCCAGCGGCGCACAGAAGCACUAGAGCAUGGUUCUGGGAGUUAUGUGAGUUAUCCUAUGUUCCAUAUUUGAUCCUUGAAGAGGCUAGUAAUGUCUUUAGUUAGGUCUGUGAUGAUAAUUAUUGUUGGUCCGUAUU